Molecule: messenger RNA, 2653 nt
Organism: Lontra canadensis (Northern American river otter)
Lineage: Eukaryota; Metazoa; Chordata; Mammalia; Carnivora; Mustelidae
Gene: PLS3
Product: plastin 3
Exons: 17
Coding region: 188-2080 (630 amino acids)
Biological process (GO): actin filament bundle assembly; actin filament network formation
Cellular component (GO): cytoplasm; actin filament; actin filament bundle
Molecular function (GO): actin filament binding; calcium ion binding
Source: RefSeq, a predicted model, not a curated record
AUGUUGGGUUUCCAGAUUGGCUUUCUGGGCGUGGGAGGUUCCUUCUAUUAGUGCUGCGAGAGAGAAAGAAACAGGUUUGCUCUCGUCGCAGAAGGAGCCUCAGACUACUUGGAAAGGUGAUUCACCCAGCUUAUCUGCUGAGAAGUUUGUCCCUCUUGAGUGAGAUUUUAACAUCACAGAUCUUUAAAUGGAGGAAAUGGCUACCACUCAGAUCUCCAAAGAUGAGCUUGAUGAACUCAAAGAGGCCUUUGCAAAAGUUGAUCUCAACAGCAACGGAUUCAUCUGUGACUAUGAACUUCAUGAGCUUUUCAAGGAGGCCAAUAUGCCAUUACCAGGAUAUAAAGUGAGAGAAAUUAUUCAAAAACUCAUGCUGGAUGGUGACAGGAAUAAAGAUGGGAAGAUAAGUUUCGAUGAAUUUGUUUAUAUUUUCCAAGAGGUAAAAAGCAGCGAUAUUGCUAAAACCUUUCGCAAGGCAAUCAACAGGAAAGAAGGGAUUUGUGCUCUUGGAGGCACUUCUGAGCUGUCCAGUGAAGGAACGCAGCAUUCUUACUCAGAGGAAGAAAAAUAUGCCUUUGUUAACUGGAUAAACAAAGCUUUGGAAAAUGAUCCUGACUGCAGACACGUAAUACCCAUGAACCCGAAUACUGACGACCUGUUCAAAGCUGUUGGUGAUGGAAUUGUGCUCUGUAAAAUGAUCAACCUUUCAGUUCCUGAUACAAUUGAUGAAAGAGCAAUCAACAAGAAGAAACUGACCCCCUUCAUCAUUCAGGAAAACUUAAACUUGGCCCUGAACUCUGCUUCUGCCAUUGGGUGUCACGUUGUGAACAUCGGUGCGGAGGAUUUGCGGGCUGGGAAACCACAUCUGGUUCUGGGACUGCUUUGGCAGAUUAUUAAGAUCGGGUUGUUUGCCGACAUUGAAUUAAGCAGGAAUGAAGCCUUGGCUGCCUUACUUCGAGAUGGUGAGACUUUGGAGGAGCUUAUGAAGUUGUCUCCGGAAGAGCUUCUGCUCAGAUGGGCAAACUUUCACUUGGAAAACUCAGGCUGGCAGAAAAUCAACAACUUCAGUGCUGACAUCAAGGAUUCCAAAGCCUAUUUCCACCUUCUCAAUCAAAUUGCACCAAAAGGACAAAAGGAAGGUGAACCGCGGAUAGAUAUUAAUAUGUCAGGUUUCAAUGAAACAGAUGAUUUGAAGAGAGCUGAGAGUAUGCUUCAACAAGCAGACAAGUUGGGGUGCAGACAGUUUGUCACCCCUGCUGACGUUGUCAGUGGAAACCCCAAACUGAACUUAGCCUUUGUGGCUAACCUGUUUAAUAAAUACCCGGCACUAACCAAGCCCGAGAACCAGGACAUUGACUGGACUCUAUUGGAAGGAGAAACUCGUGAAGAAAGAACCUUCCGUAACUGGAUGAAUUCUCUUGGAGUUAAUCCCCAUGUAAACCAUCUCUACGCCGACCUGCAGGACGCCCUUGUAAUCUUACAGUUGUAUGAACGAAUUAAAGUUCCUGUUGACUGGAGUAAGGUUAAUAAACCUCCAUACCCAAAACUCGGAGCCAACAUGAAAAAGCUGGAAAACUGCAACUAUGCUGUUGAAUUGGGGAAGCAUCCUGCCAAAUUCUCCCUGGUUGGUAUCGGAGGGCAAGACCUGAACGAUGGAAACCAAACCCUGACUUUAGCUUUAGUCUGGCAGCUGAUGAGAAGAUAUACCCUCAAUGUUCUGGAAGACCUUGGAGAUGGGCAGAAAGCCAAUGAUGACAUCAUUGUGAGCUGGGUGAACAGAACAUUGAGUGAAGCUGGAAAAUCAACUUCCAUUCAGAGUUUUAAGGACAAGACGAUCAGCUCCAGUUUGGCCGUUGUGGAUUUAAUUGAUGCCAUCCAGCCAGGCUGCAUAAACUAUGACCUUGUUAAGAGUGGCAAUCUGACAGAAGACGACAAGCACAAUAAUGCCAAGUACGCCGUGUCAAUGGCUAGAAGAAUCGGAGCCAGGGUGUACGCUCUCCCAGAAGACCUCGUGGAAGUAAAGCCCAAGAUGGUCAUGACUGUGUUUGCAUGCUUGAUGGGCAGGGGAAUGAAGAGGGUGUAAAAUAACCAAUUCGAAUAAAAACAGCCUUGCUCCCAGGUGCAUGAUUAGCAGGUCAGCUCUUUCCAGGGGAAGCGGUCAUGGCUUAAAGAACUGAUGGUCACUGCAAGGACUCAUAGUUUUGAUGAACAAGAUUCCUCAUCUUGAGAGCUCACAGGGGAAGAGUUUUAAUGGCAACAGCUCCUCUUUCCCAUAGUCACAGCUGGAUUUGUCAGGCACACCUGAAAUGCACUCACGGCCAGAUCAUUUACUCUCUCCUCCUAGAUCGCUGCCCGUGACAUUUCCCAUUGCUGUAUGUCGUUUCUGUGUAUCUUUGCCGCCCCCUUAGAAUGUCCGCCUCUUGGGACUUGCUUAGAUGAUUGGAUAUGAAUACCAUUAGACCAUAACUUUGCUUUUCCAUCCAGGAUGCUAGUUCUUAUUCGAGAACCGGGCUCAGAGGGUAUCUGGAUAAGAGUAUCCUUUGCUUAUCUUUGUAGUACAGAACAUUGGCAGAAGUAAUAGAAGCUUUUCAUAUUCUUUUAUUCUUAAGAUCAGUAUCUUUUUACAGUAUUCUUUCUACGUGAUCUUUUUUGUACA